CUAGAAGCACCUCAGAGCUCCAACAUCUGGAGGUGAGCGCUCGAUGACGGGAGGAACGUGGAUCUUCUGACAUUUCUUCCGGAAAGUUCUUUUUUUUUCUCGUUUUGAGGAGAAUAAACGAGAUGUUGUGCUCCAGCGGGGUUCUCCACAGGUUCUUCCUGGCUCUCGUCCUGCUCUGCUCGCCGGUGCCGCACGAUGGCCGACCCGUGGAUGGCCUCAGCAGCAGAAUGCGGCGCUCGGUGACACACGCUCAGCUCAUGCACGACAAAGGCCGCACGCUGCAGGACUUCAAGCGUCGCAUGUGGCUGCAGGAACUUUUGGACGAGGUCCACACGGCCGCGAUACGAGACCUCCCACCCAGGACCCCCUUCGGCGGAGUCGGGCUCCCGGGGUCGGACCCGAGCACCCCUGGCGGCACGCCGCACUCCAAACCCCCCGGAGGUAGCAAGAACCUGCCCGCGGGUUUGGGCCUGGAGGAAGAGUUGGGCGCCAACCUGCCGCAGGAGACGUACAAAGAUGGCGGCCUCAAGGCGCCCGGCAAGAGGAAGAAGAAAGGAAGGUUAGGGAAGAGGCGGGAAGGAGAGAAGAGGAAGCGCAGGGCGCGCUCGUUAACAUGGCCUGAGGAUGAAGCAGGAAGUGGUCUCCAGCUGGCGUGGCGGUCUAUCCUCCUGCAGCUUUGAACGCGGUCUCUGACGAAGGUAUACCAAUGGACUCCUAAACAUCUGUUUGGAAAGACCAGAUAUUUAUUGUGUGUAAAUAGUGUAGUACAAUACAACUCCUAUAAUUUAUUUGCUCUGUAUUUAUUUGAUAAAUGUAUAUUUUUAUACCAUCAUGCACUUUACACAGAUAUUACUUCACCUUCUUGCUCCGCCCACAUCGUUUGGUGACGUCCAAAGGUCACGUGGACACCUUCUUUUGGUUUUCACACCUGCACUGAAAACACAUUAAA
Entelurus aequoreus (snake pipefish) is the source of this 949-nucleotide messenger RNA. RefSeq names its product parathyroid hormone-like hormone a (gene pthlha). Gene Ontology annotation, biological process: osteoblast development; bone mineralization; regulation of chondrocyte differentiation. The transcript is spliced from 4 exons. Gene Ontology annotation, molecular function: peptide hormone receptor binding; hormone activity. NCBI's taxonomy places the organism in Eukaryota, Metazoa, Chordata, Actinopteri, Syngnathiformes, Syngnathidae. Gene Ontology annotation, cellular component: extracellular region. The record is from RefSeq and is a predicted model, not a curated record. Bases 123 to 680 code for a protein of 185 amino acids.